UCGAUAUUAUAAAUCGACAUUUUGUAUUAAUAUACGCAAUAGUGGGAUACAUUUUUCAUCGGCAUUUUAUAUAGUUAAAAAUUGUUUUCGUUUAAAGGGGAUAUAUAUUUUAAUUGAACACUACAAUGGGAUAUGAUGAUCGUGAACGAGACCGCGAGAGACGCCGCCAUCGUUCCCGAUCCCGCGACCGCCAUCGCGAUCGCUCCAGGGAUCGCCGCCAUCAUCGCAACUCGAGGCGCAAGCCCUCACUUUAUUGGGAUGUACCGCCACCGGGAUUCGAGCACAUCACCCCCAUGCAGUACAAAGCCAUGCAGGCGUCCGGACAAAUCCCGGCCAGCGUUGUGCCGGAUACGCCGCAAACGGCGGUGCCCGUGGUCGGUUCGACAAUCACCCGUCAGGCGCGUCGCCUCUAUGUCGGCAACAUUCCGUUCGGCGUCACCGAGGAGGAAAUGAUGGAGUUCUUCAACCAACAGAUGCAUUUAGUUGGCCUCGCCCAGGCGGCCGGCAGUCCCGUCUUGGCCUGCCAAAUCAAUUUGGACAAGAACUUUGCCUUUCUCGAAUUCCGGUCCAUCGAUGAGACCACCCAGGCAAUGGCAUUCGAUGGCAUCAAUUUGAAGGGGCAGAGUUUAAAGAUUAGGCGUCCGCAUGAUUACCAACCCAUGCCGGGCAUUACGGAUACGCCGGCCAUUAAGCCCGCUGUUGUUUCCAGUGGAGUUAUUUCGACAGUGGUACCCGAUUCGCCACACAAAAUCUUCAUUGGAGGUCUGCCAAACUAUCUAAAUGACGACCAGGUUAAGGAACUGCUUUUGUCGUUUGGCAAGCUUCGAGCAUUUAACCUCGUUAAGGACGCUGCUACUGGUUUGAGCAAAGGGUAUGCCUUCUGUGAAUACGUGGAUCUUAGCAUCACCGAUCAGUCAAUUGCCGGCUUGAAUGGAAUGCAGCUGGGCGACAAGAAACUGAUUGUCCAGCGAGCCAGCGUGGGCGCCAAGAAUGCCCAGAACGCCGCCAACACCACGCAGUCCGUGAUGCUGCAAGUGCCGGGCCUGUCGAAUGUGGUUACCUCCGGUCCGCCCACCGAGGUGCUUUGCUUGCUCAACAUGGUCACGCCGGAUGAGCUGCGGGACGAGGAGGAGUACGAGGACAUACUGGAGGACAUCAAGGAGGAGUGUACGAAGUAUGGCGUCGUGCGGAGCGUGGAGAUACCGCGCCCCAUCGAGGGCGUGGAAGUUCCGGGUUGCGGCAAGGUCUUUGUCGAAUUCAACUCGGUUCUCGACUGUCAGAAGGCCCAGCAGGCCCUCACUGGAAGGAAAUUCAGCGAUCGCGUUGUAGUUACAUCAUAUUUCGAUCCUGACAAAUACCAUAGACGCGAAUUCUAAAUACAAGUAAUUCAUAUUUCUCACAUUCACCGAUUGUCCAAUAAAUAUCACACAAUAAAAGUAACGAUUUGACUACGAAAGUAA
This is a messenger RNA of Drosophila subpulchrella, 1460 nucleotides long. It is a transcript of the gene U2af50, whose product is annotated as splicing factor U2AF 50 kDa subunit. Gene Ontology annotation, molecular function: poly-pyrimidine tract binding; pre-mRNA 3'-splice site binding. NCBI's taxonomy places the organism in Eukaryota, Metazoa, Arthropoda, Insecta, Diptera, Drosophilidae. The transcript has 5 exons. Gene Ontology annotation, biological process: mRNA processing. Gene Ontology annotation, cellular component: U2AF complex; U2-type prespliceosome; nucleus. The coding region runs from base 126 to 1376 and encodes 416 amino acids. The record is from RefSeq and is a predicted model, not a curated record.